Acipenser ruthenus (sterlet) is the source of this 1507-nucleotide messenger RNA. RefSeq names its product metal transporter CNNM4-like. Gene Ontology annotation, molecular function: sodium ion transmembrane transporter activity; magnesium ion transmembrane transporter activity. Gene Ontology annotation, cellular component: plasma membrane. Gene Ontology annotation, biological process: magnesium ion homeostasis; magnesium ion transport. NCBI's taxonomy places the organism in Eukaryota, Metazoa, Chordata, Actinopteri, Acipenseriformes, Acipenseridae. The record is from RefSeq and is a predicted model, not a curated record.
AGCUGUGCAGGGGGGCGGGGCGCUGGUGAAUGAGUCGGUGACGUCAGCGCGCAGCUCCCAGAGAGUGAAACAAACAUGGCGACAGGCCGAAGCGGGCUGCGAUACACUACGUUAACUUUGAUCGUUUUUCACUUGAGCGCAGCUGCUGGGCGGACUGGGGGAGCGGCGGCCGGCGGAGGGGCCGUGAUCCUGGGCAUGAGGCUGGAGAAGAGCGAGGGAGACUCCGGCGUGACCACGGGGGACGGCGUCUUGCAAGUGAGGGAGCGCAGCGUUGUCCAACUCCGGUUUUACGGUUUGCAGCUCAGCCGAGACACCGGCUCGGCAUUCAUCGCCUUCACGGACGAGGAGUUCACGGAGACCGGGGAGGAGGAUGAGGAUGAGGAGGAAGAGGGCGGCGGAGGAGGAGGUGCCGUUGCCAACAGGACCUGCCCGGACAUCACCAAAGACAUCACCGUCUCCAAAUACAUGAAAGUGUCGAGUCGGGACACCACCGGCGUGCUCAAUCUCACCAUCAAAGCGCUGCGCAAGAGCGACAAGUCCCGCCUGUACAGACUUUGCAUCCGAAACAGCACCGGGGGGCAGUGGUACCUGCUCGGGGCCAACGACGGUAAGCUGCUGGUGGUGGAGGAGCGCAAGCCCAUGCUGCCGCUGUGGCUGCAGAUCGUGGUCAUCUGCGUCCUCCUGGUGCUGUCCGGCAUGUUCAGCGGGCUGAACCUGGGUCUGAUGGCGCUGGACCCCAUGGAGCUCCGCAUCGUGCAGAGAUGCGGCACCGACAAGGAGAGGAAGUACGCCGGCAAGAUCGAGCCCAUCCGCAAGAAGGGCAACUACCUCCUCUGCUCGCUGUUGCUGGGCAACGUCCUGGUCAACACCACGCUGACCAUCCUGCUGGACGAUCUGAUCGGGUCCGGGCUGGGCGCUGUGGUCGCCUCCACGGUCGGCAUCGUCAUCUUCGGGGAGAUCGUCCCCCAAGCGCUGUGCUCCCGGCACGGGCUGGCGGUCGGGGCCAACACCAUCGUGGUGACCAAGUUUUUCAUGCUGGUGACUUUCCCUCUGUCCUUUCCCAUAAGCAAGCUGCUGGACUGCGUCUUGGGGCAGGAGAUCGGCACCGUUUACAACCGGGAGAAGCUGGUCGAGAUGCUGAAAGUCACGGCCCCUUACAACGACCUGGUCAAGGAGGAGAUGAACAUGAUCCAGGGAGCGCUCGAACUCCGAACCAAGACCGUGGCGGACGUGAUGACGUCGCUGGAGAACGGGUUCAUGAUCCAGAGCGACGCCGUGCUGGACUUCAACACCAUGUCCGAGAUCAUGGAGAGCGGCUACACGCGCAUCCCGGUCUACGACGGGGAGAGGUCCAACAUCGUGGACAUCCUGUACGUCAAGGACCUGGCGUUCGUGGACCCGGACGACUGCAGCACGCUCAAAUCCAUCACCAAGUUCUACAACCACCCGGUCCACUUCGUGUUCCACGACACCAAGCUGGACUGCAUGCUGGAGGAGUUUAAGAAAG